AUGGUUUUCAUUUCUCGACGGACAAGACGUCGUCUACGAUCUAUUCUCAUCCUUCUCCUCAUAUCUGUCUUCAUAGUCUACUCUAUACUCCCUCACGACUCAGCUAUUCGCCUCGCGUUAGUCUUCAAUGUUUCGCGCUUCUUCAACUUUCUGCGAGGAGCGACAUCAAACAAGGAUGCUUGGUUGUGGAAACCACCAAGAUACACCGUUGAUCUCAAAAACGACGUAGGAUACCUCAUCAAAACCGGCUAUGGGACGCGUCACAGGGUAGCUGAGCAGCUUGCUGCUUUCCAGGCGACGGGAGGCUACCUAGGAAAGGAAGGCGAGAGCUUUCUUGUUGUGGGAGAUUGGACAACUGUGAACCAGACAGACGCGAAUCUGAUCGGGGCGACAGUGCAUGAUGCUAUCAAAAGAGUUAUGGAGACCAAGAUCAGGGGCAAAAUUGAUGACUACCCAAGACUCGUCAAGUAUAGAAGUCUCCAGGCCAGGCUUCAGGCCGGAGAUGAGGAGGAAGCCCUGAAAAUUGGCCAAAGUUAUGGAUGGGAGCUUGAUGCACUCAAGUUCAUCAUGGGAAUGGAGAUGAUAUAUAACGAGUUACCCGGCAAGAAGUGGUACAUCAUAUUGGACGAUGAUACCUUCUUGAUCCGGCCGUCACUGGAGCUCCUCAUGGGCCAUAUUGACUAUCGAAAGCCCCUGUAUAUCGGGAACGCAGUAGGUGACUACAAGGCACGCUUCGGGCAUGGAGGAUCUGGCAUUCUGAUAUCUGGAGAGGCGAUGCGGCAAUUGUUUCAACAUCCGGGCAUCGUGCAAGAAGCCUACGCCGAGUCCAUGACUGAGACAUGGGGAGACCGCCUGGUGGCGACAACAUUACAGAAGCUGGGGAUCUACAUUGAAGAGGCGUACAAUCAUCAUUUCAACGGUGAACCUCCGUCAAUAACGCGCAUCUGGGGUGAUCGGUUUUGCUCACCCCUGGUUUCCUUCCACGGCUUGCGGAAACCUGGUGAGAUGCGCCGCGUCGGAGAGACCCUUGCGGAGGUAGACAAGCCGGUACUAUGGCACGACGUCUGGCAGUUAUUCGGGGGGUCAGCCAUAUCGGCGCUUGAGAGCCGGCCGACCGAGUUGAUGGCGGAUCAUGUGGGUAAACCGGACGAGCACACCCGCUCGUGGGGCGACGUCAGAAGUGCCAAUGCUUGCCAAAAACGAUAUAACGAGAUGUUUCUGUCGAGUAACGAGAACAGGGAAGCUCGUGGUGAUCAACACUGGGGUCCAGUUGUGUUGCCUAAGGUUCAAAACAGUGUCGAAAACUCAGCGUUGGCGUGA
Messenger RNA from Fusarium coffeatum, 1320 nucleotides. RefSeq lists its product as uncharacterized. NCBI's taxonomy places the organism in Eukaryota, Fungi, Ascomycota, Sordariomycetes, Hypocreales, Nectriaceae. Gene Ontology annotation, cellular component: membrane. The transcript is spliced from 3 exons. The coding region runs from base 1 to 1320 and encodes 439 amino acids. Gene Ontology annotation, molecular function: glycosyltransferase activity. The record is from RefSeq and is a predicted model, not a curated record.